UUAUUGAUGGACUGGAUGUAAUCACUGAUUUGGUUGGUUAGAAUCUCAUUCACACCAUCAGGUUAAACAGCGGAUUCGUGGAGAUAUUCCUGUCUCCUUGAUUCAAAAUGGCGUCCAUGAGAACCAUUGUAAUGGUGACUGUGCUCUUCCACUCAAUGGGCCGUGGUUCAAUGGCCGCCAAGAGUCUUGUUCAUGUCAACAACGUUGUCAAUGUUGGAAGAGGACAAUCCGUAUUCAUCACCGACAAGGACCUGCGAUUUGAUGUACCCCUCGACAAAGACAAAUGUAAGGUUGAGGUGGUCGUGAACGAACCUAUCAGCCAAAAAGUGGGAAAACUCUCUCCUCAGGUAUUUGAUUGCCAGUUCUUGCCAGAAGAAGUUAAAUACACUCACAAUGGCUCCCCGAUUUUGGACGAAGAUCACAUUAUACUCCGAGUAUACAGAUUUUCGGAACUGGAGACAAUGGUGGAGAGCUUUGUGGUUGUAGUGGAAAUUGUGGAGCCGUUGUCACCUAUUGCCUACCUUGGACAAUACUCUUUGGAGGUUCCUGAGUUUUAUGGGGUGUCCUCUAAACCCGUCGACAAAAACAUAAUCUCUUUCAAGCCAAACUUAGAAAAACUGGGUUCAAGCUGUGUCGUCAAAACACUGUCAUCCGAACUACUUCUUCCUGCUUUUGGCCAAGUUGUGAUAGAGGACGCCAAACGAGAAGUCAGGCAUACGUCGGCAUCUCAUUCACUCAUUCCUAGAGUCAGAAACUACAGACAAGACAAAGUCGAAUGCGUCGGCAACAAAGCAUGUCACGUCGGACUAAAGGAAAUGAAAUUCUUGAAAGCAAACUGUGCCGAUUUUAUGCAAAUGGGGAUAAAAUAUCAGCACAUUAGUCCACCGUCGCCCGAUAUCGAUUAUAUCCCCCUUCAAGUCGAAUAUCGUGUUGGGGAAAAUAGGAAACAGUUAAAGGUGCAAAAUAUAUGGAUUCCGGUAAUAAUUAAGGGUGCCGUCCCAAAUACCCCACCCCGGGCAGCCUUCAUGCCCAUGUUUAUAUUGGAAAUUGAUCAAUUUAUCUUGACCCCGCUCACGACGGCUACUAUAGACGCAGAAGAUGACGAAACACCAAAGGGCAGGCUCAUUUUUCAAAUCACCAAACCCCCGCCGGCUGGAUUUAUUACCCAUGUGGACGACCAUACAAAAACCAUCACUUCCUUUACAUGGGGUGACCUGUACAAUAUGAAAAUAGCCUAUCAGCCCCCCAACGUUACCCAUGUUGAGAGACAAAAUUACGAGGUAGAAUUUCAAGCUGUCGAUAGUUUUUUUGUGAGUAGCUCUCCAAUAAUGGUCCACUUCUCUAUACGGACAUCGGAGACAAACGCCCCAAAGGUGGCUUGGAAUAUGGGACUGACCUUAUUGGAAGGACAAUCUAGGCCUAUAACGUGGGAAGAAUUUCAGAUUGUUGACAGAGAUAAUUUACAGGCCGUUCGACUGGUCAUUGUUGAUGGUUUGAAUCACGGACGCCUUACAAAUAAAGGGUCAAAAGCAUUCGUAUUUACAGUAGAGGACAUUAAGAAUGGACAUGUACGAUAUCACCACGACGACAGUGACUCCACUAAGGACUAUAUUGUGUUCCGAAUUUACGACGGAAGACACAGCAUUCGCCAUAAAUUUCCUAUAAACAUCCUCCCAAAGGAUGACAGCCCUCCAUUCCUCGUUACCAACGUCGGUUUUGAGCUUGUAGAAGGGGGAGCGGUCCUUAUAGAAAAAGACAUGCUGAUGGCCUCCGACCUGGACUCGAGCGACGAUUAUGUCCUUUACAACAUCACAACAGCACCGAAAGCCGGGGAACUGGUAAAGAGAUACUCUUCUGAAAGCACGGGGGCCCCGGUGUCUUCUUUUCUGCAGAGGGAUCUAUUUCGCGGCCUCAUCUAUUAUAAUCAUUUUGGGGGAGAGGUUUUCCAAGACUCCUUCGAAUUUACGUUGUCAGACAGCCACGAUCCUCCGAACUAUUCAGAGAAACAGGCUGUAAUAAUUCAUAUCACUCCAGUCAAGGAUCAGUUGCCAAAAGAGGCAGAAGGAACAAAAAGACACAUUUAUGUAACGGAAACAGAGAUCGUGCGAAUAACGAAGCACAAUUUGCAUUUCACGGACACGGAGUCCCCAGACAGUGAGAUAGUCUAUACCGUGACGGCGCCGUGCUUCUCCUGGACGCCCGGUCUACCUGACGCAGGACGUCUUAUCUCUGUGGAUUCCCCAAAUAGUCUUAGAAAGGAUCCAUCUAUCCCAGUGCUGACGUCAUUUACACAGCAAGCAGUAAACCACAUGAAAGUGGUAUAUAUGCCUCCAAUAGAAGAUAUUGGCCCUGACCCAAUAUUAGUGCAAUUUGAGUUUUCGGUUAGUGACCAACAUGGCGGACGACUAUCUAACCUCAUCUUUAAUAUCACCGUGACGCCAGUGGAUGAUAAAGCACCCAAGAUUUUCACCAAUCAAAUCAAAACAGAGGAAGGUGCGAGCUGUUUCAUUACUGGAGAAAAUCUCAUAAUUACUGACGUGGACACUAAAAACGAGGACCUGAGAAUUGUGUUAAAAGUGCCUCCCCGGCACGGAAACGUGGAAGUGCACGGCGUUGUGAUUCCGGAAGGAAAUAUAUUUACACUUGAAGAGCUAAACUCUUUUAAAGUCAGGUAUCAGCAUGACGAUUCCGAAUCGUUUCAGGACACGGUGGUCUUUUCGGUAACAGAUGGAUUUAGCACUGCAGAUGGGGAGCUGAAAGUGCAGAUUACCCCAGUGAAUGAUAAGCCUCCAGAGCUACAGACGGGUCUGAAGUCCAGCCUGGAAUGUCCGGAGGGAGGACAUGUUGUUAUCACGGCAGAAAACCUUUAUGCGACCGACAGCGACAGCGACGAUUCAGGGUUGACGUAUAUGAUCGCCCGCGUUCCGACGUAUGGCAUGAUCCAAAGAGGAGGGGUGAUUGUGGAACGGUUCAGCCAGCUCGAUAUAACGCAGGGAUUAAUCUCUUACAUUCACACAGCCGGUGAGAUUGGAGCCCAUCCUUAUGUAGACGUUGUGACAUUAAUUGUCUCUGAUGAAGAACCUAAAGUGAAGGAUCCAUGUUGUUCUGAGAGACCCCUCCCCCCACCGGUGCCGCUUCACGUCAGCCUUCCCGUGUACGAUCUGAAUAUUACCGUCACGCCCAUUAAUAAUCAACAGCCUGUUGUAAAUAUUGGGGACGUAUUCAUUGUAUAUGAAGGAUCUUCAUCCGUCAUCCAGCUGAAGCAUAUUAACGCCUCAGACUCUGAUACUCUGUCCGAGAGCUUGAUGUUUGUCGUGGAGACCCAGCCAAAGUAUGGCUACCUCGAGAAUACGGUCCCGAUGCCCGGAUCCGAGAAAGCUACAUCCGAAAUAAACAUAAGUUCUUUUAGCUUUUGGAAUAUCAGCACCGGGCACAUCCAAUAUGUGCAGAACCACCAUAAAAAACGGGAGCCCACCACAGAUUUUUUCAUGGUAUCGGUCAGCGACGGGAUCCAGAGGUCUAUGGCCAUGCCGUUCUACAUUAUUAUUAAACCCACAAACGAUGAAAUUCCACUGCUUCACGUCAGGAACAUCACGAUAAUUGAAGGGGGCAUUUGCGAGCUAGGUCCAGGCAUGUUAAAUGCAGAAGACUUGGACAUCCCGCCGGACACAUUAAACUUCUCCAUUAUAAUCCCUCCUGCGCACGGAAUGUUAUUAAACGGCGCAUAUGGCAAAAAUAUCAGUUCUUACAAACAGCUGAAUCCGGCGGUACUUCGUGGAGACCUCCGGAUCCACAGCUUUACCUUGGAUGAACUCCGAGAAGGACUGCAGAUUGUGUACAUGCACGAUGACUCCGAUAGUCUCCGGGAUAACUUCACUGUGCGGCUGACAGAUGGCAGACACACAGUCCAAGACACACUACAUGUCCAUGUCAUACCCGUCAACGAUGAAGUGCCUCGUCUUACAAGAAAUGGCGGUUUGGAACUAGAAGUCGCUGAGAAUAAAGUUAUAUCGAGCGUCGCUUUGGAAGCUGAAGAUAAAGAUUCUCCGAGAGAUUCUAUUUAUUACAUCAUCAACAAUGUCCCGACAUUUGGAGAACUCAAAUUAAAGGUGGAUUCGGCAUGGAUGACACUUCACCCCGGCAUGAACUUUACACAAGACGAUGUGGAUAUGAACCGUAUCUGGUACUUCCACACCGUGAUCCUUGGCUGCAGGGGCCACGACAGCUUCCGGUUCUUCGUGACGGACGGAGGGAACAAAUCUCCUCCGGAAAGUUUUUUCAUUUCUGUUCAGAACCUAGAGAAAGGUGACAUUGUCCUACUCACCAGGCCUGUAACUUUAAAACAAGGUGACAGGGUGACCUUAAUCACAGAUGUUAUUUUGGCAACAGAUGGCACUGGCAAGCCAGGGAAGCUGCAGUAUGCCGUCUCUGUGCCACCUGUGCACGGUCAGAUUGAGUACAUCAAUUAUCCCGGCGUCCCCAUUUCAAGUUUCAGCCAGUUGGACGUGGCGGCUCAGAAGGUUUGCUACGUUCACGACAAUAGCCACGAGGCCGGAAAGGAUUCAUUCAGUUUCACCGUAAGUAAUGGUCUGGUGGCCAAGGACGGUUUCAUGGAGUUUAUCAUCGAACAUCCGGACCAAAUUCCCCCAACGUUACUCAUCAACAAGGGAAUCCGGUUACCGGAAGGCAGCACCGUGGUGAUUUCAUCUAAUCUUCUCCAACUCACGGACCCAGACAGCCCCGUAGAGAAACUAAGUUACACCCUCAUCGAGUACCCGCGAUACGGACAGCUCUACCUGAAUGGUAGGAUUAUGCAACAGAACCAUUUCUCCCAGACGGAUGUGAACAACAUGCAUCUGUCCUACAAACACUAUGGAGGAGCUGGGCAGGUGGACCGUUUCUCUUUCAUCGCAACCGAUAACUCCAACAAGGGCUUUUUGGUCGAUGGCCGGAUGAAAGAAGAUGCUGUCGUCUUUGUGAUACAGGUGGAACACGUGGAUAAACUUCCUCCAAAUAUACUUAUCAAAGAGACCCCAACCACGGUGGAGAACACAAAAGACGGGAGAGCCUCCAUCUUGAUUACUUCCAGAAACCUGAAAGCAUCUGAUCCCGACAGUGAGGAUGAGGAUCUGGUCUACACGGUCCUACGAACCCCGUAUUUUGGCCACCUGGAAAACACUAGAACAAUGGACUACGUGGGAAUUUCCUUCACGCAAAGAGAGCUAAACCAGAGAGUCAUCCGGUACAUCAUAAACCCGUCAUUUGGAGUGAAUUCCGACAGCUUUGAAUUUAAACUCUCCGACCCGGCAGGAAAUUCAAUUCCCCCAGUAAUGUUUGAAAUGAAAUGGUCUGUGAUUGAAUUAGCAGAGCCGACAUAUCAUAUUUGUGAAGACUUCGGGACCUUGGCCGUGAAACUAAUCAGGACGGGCGGCAGUAAAGAUCCGGCAUUUGUUGGCAUAAAUGUGCAGGAGCUCACGGCGAAAUCCGGACUGGACUUUACUCACAGCAGUGCGAGCCUCGUGCAGUUCGAUCCGGGCGUUUCAACUAAAUUUUGGAAUGUUUAUAUUAAAAAUGAUGGCUUGGAAGAAAAUCGUGAAGUUUUCAAGGUAUUAGUAAAAUCUCCCAAAAAUGCCAUAGUGGGAAAGACCAAAGAGACGACAGUCCAUAUCGUGGAUCCGAGAGGAGGUCAGUGCAGGUUGCAAGAAUCCGGAACAGGAGAUACAAUGUCUCCGGAUCCUUCAAGAAGACACGGGGUCGGCGGAACAAUCCAGACGUCCAGGAAGUUCAGCCAAAUAUUACUCCCUAAUAGAGCAGGACAGUCUCCUCGAAGCCGCCUCUCCCGUCUGCCGCCGACCAUCGCCACUGAUCUGGCCCCCCGGCCGCCGGGGCAGCAUCUGCAUCUCGCCGGGAAAAGCGUCCUUUAUCACGGGAUCUCGUCUAUGAACGCUCCCCAGCAGAAUGUCAGGAGAAGCACCGUGUGGCUGGUACCUGAUGCGUCGCUGGCCCUCACAAACGGAGAUGAGGGGUUCCGGGGUUUCUCUGCUGCUUUGGGUUCCCAGCUUCCGUUAAAGGAUGAAGCCCAACAGGAUGAAAUGGCCGGGAGAUGCCCGUCGGGAUGGACUCGUCACGGGGGAUACUGUUACCAUCAUCAACCCCAACGAAACGCCACUUGGGAGGAUGCAGAAAGAGCCUGCAAAGACGCAUUUAAUGGUCAUUUAACAAGCGUGAACUCAGAAAGCGAGAUGAAAUGGCUCUGGAAAUACGCAGACAAAAGGCCAUUUUGGAUCGGGAUGAAGUCUGAAGAAGACAGUCCAGGUUGGUCCUGGACUAACGGACGACCAGUGACCUUUAAUACUCUAAAACAAGUGGAACCUCAAUUGGCUGAACCUGGAGAAGGGAGAUGUGUUCUUGCUUGGAGAAGAAAGGAAUGGGUGACGAGGAGAUGUGACUCCGGUCCCAAAGAGCGAUAUAUUUGCUCUCUUCCUUUAAUGAAACAAUAAAGACUAUUCUUCCCCUCUUUA
This is a messenger RNA of Spea bombifrons (plains spadefoot toad), 6521 nucleotides long. Its product is annotated as FRAS1-related extracellular matrix protein 1-like. The record is from RefSeq and is a predicted model, not a curated record. Gene Ontology annotation, biological process: cell communication. The transcript has 34 exons. Bases 108 to 6500 code for a protein of 2130 amino acids. Gene Ontology annotation, cellular component: membrane. NCBI's taxonomy places the organism in Eukaryota, Metazoa, Chordata, Amphibia, Anura, Pelobatidae.